Molecule: messenger RNA, 632 nt
Organism: Nyctereutes procyonoides (raccoon dog)
Lineage: Eukaryota; Metazoa; Chordata; Mammalia; Carnivora; Canidae
Gene: PFDN2
Product: prefoldin subunit 2
Exons: 4
Coding region: 44-508 (154 amino acids)
Biological process (GO): protein folding
Cellular component (GO): cytoplasm; prefoldin complex
Molecular function (GO): protein folding chaperone
Source: RefSeq, a predicted model, not a curated record
GGGGGCGGGGCCGCGCAGGCCGGAAGCGCAGCGGGCGGCGAAGAUGGCGGAGAGCAGCGGUCGCGCCGGCAAGAGCAGCGGCAGCGGCGCGGGGAAAGGGGCGGUGUCGGCAGAGCAGGUUAUCGCUGGCUUCAACCGUCUUCGGCAGGAGCAGCGGGGUCUGGCAUCCAAAGCAGCUGAGCUGGAGAUGGAGUUGAAUGAGCACAGCCUGGUGAUUGACACCUUGAAGGAGGUCGAUGAGGCCCGCAGGUGCUACCGAAUGGUUGGGGGCGUGCUGGUGGAGCGGACUGUCAAAGAGGUGCUGCCUGCCCUGGAGAACAACAAGGAGCAGAUACAGAAGAUCAUUGAGACCCUUACACAGCAGCUUCAGGCAAAAGGAAGAGAAUUAAAUGAAUUUCGGGAAAAGCACAACAUUCGUCUCAUGGGGGAAGAUGAGAAGCCAGCAGCCAAGGAGAACUCAGAAGGGGCUGGGGCUAAGUCCAGCUCAGCUGGAGUGUUGGUCUCCUAGGAACCAAGGCGUUUGCAUUUUUUUCUACCCUGACUCCCACUUCUUCUAAUUUCUCUUUAUUGUUAUUAUUAUUAUUUUCUCUGCUAUUGUAAUAUUUUUUGUUAAUUAAAUGUUUUGGUCAGAA